Stylophora pistillata is the source of this 974-nucleotide messenger RNA. RefSeq lists its product as uncharacterized. The record is from RefSeq and is a predicted model, not a curated record. NCBI's taxonomy places the organism in Eukaryota, Metazoa, Cnidaria, Anthozoa, Scleractinia, Pocilloporidae.
UCAUAGCUUUUCCCCUCGAAACAUUAGUUUUUGCAGUUUAAUGGUUUGAUAGGUAAGAGGUCAAAAACUCCAGUUAAAUUAGGAUUAAACUUGACUGUAACAGUUAUAAUUCAACAGGUGGUGAAUUGAAUAUUAAGGUUGAUGUGAAAGACUUUGAACCUGAAGAACAAAAUACCGGUAUGCCGACUUGCAUAUUGUGGACAACAGAGUCUGUCAGAGGCCAAGAGGUUCAGCAGCCAAGGACAUCUACUACAUCAGCUACAUUCGCAAGUGUGUGUUAUGCUCAGACAGAACAUCUUGCGGCUCUCAAAGAGCAAUUCUUUCUAUCAUUUCUUCAAAAUUAUGUCCAGACUACACCCCCACAGUCCUCUGAGGAGCACAAUAUGUUUAAGGAAUAUGCAAAAGAAAUGAGGUUCAUCAUUACAGGUAUCUCUGUAGGAAGUUUAGUGAUUACGGUGAAGUGUGAAUCUCAAUUGAUCUUGGUGAGGUUGUUGAUAGAUUAUUUAUCUGGUCAUCUUGGUGAAGUGGUUCAAAACAGUUUUGUAACUGAAAAGAUAUUGAAGAAACUGAACCUGGCCAUGCUGAGGCUGGAAACAACAAUGGACAUGGAAGAAUACAAUGCAUGCGAAGUGUAUUUUGAGAGAGUUGCACUCAGAGAUGUUUUGUCAGCUCAUUCAUACUUCAAAAGUACUGAAGAUGAAGCACAGUUAGAAAGAUGGAAACAGAAGACAGAGGUUGUGGAGUCAGAGAAAGUGAAAAAAUUUGAAGGAAGACUGGAGACUUUUACACUUCCGGAAGAGAUACGAGCUGCGUGUGCUUCAGCCUCUCCCGUACUGUCCUCUGCUGGUCAUGAAAAAGAAUUGGAAGGAAGACUGAAGACUUUUACACUUCAGGAAGAGAAAGGCAUCUUGCCUCCUUCUGAAGAAGAACUAGAAGAGCUACUCAUGAAACUUCAAAGUAUGAAAGGUGAGUAA